AUGUCUGAGCGCCGCACUCACAGUGCCGCUCAGCAUCGCGGUGCCGCUUUGUCCUCUUCUUCAGACGCCGCCCCACCUCCGAGGCGCAUACAGAGCGAUGCACGACCAUUGACCAAUGGCCGCUCCCGGGCGAAUGGCCACGCUAACUCUUCGUCAGAAUUCGAUGAACUGGAUGUGAAGCGGGAGCAGUACGAACAGCAGACACAGGGUGAAGCUUCCAGCUCCCGCUUGCCCAGCCCUUCGUCACCGGUCAGGCCUAUAGCUAAUGGACGACGCAGGACUCGCUCCCGGCAUGGAUCAGAGGAAGAUGCCGAAGAAGGUGCAGGGGAGGGGUCAACUCAACGUAGCAAGAGGCCACGAAUGUCUCAAGAUGAUGGUGGGGCAGAUGAGGAGGAAGAGGAUGAUGAAGAGAAGAAGCCGAAGAUCAAGGCGGAAAAGAUGGCAGCUAAUGGUGCUCGUGACUUUGAAGUUGCUCAUGGGGAUCGUGAUCGGGAAGGCUUCCUACCGGGAUCGAUCGUCAGAGUAGCGCUCAAGAAUUUCGUCACCUACGAUUCGACAGAAUUCCGGCCCGGUCCUUACCUCAAUAUGAUCAUUGGGCCUAACGGUACCGGCAAGUCGACGAUCGUCUGCGCCAUCGCUCUCGGUCUGGGCUGGAAGCCUGCCGUUCUCGGUCGUGCCAAGGACAUUGCCAGCUUCGUCAAGCAAGGCUACCAAGAUGGGUGGAUUGAGAUUGAGCUCAAGGGCUUGGCUGGGGAGGAGAACGUCACCAUCAAGAGGCUAAUCUCUAGGAAGAACAAUUCGAGUGAAUGGCGCCUCAAUGGUAGGACUUCGACUGCUAGAGCUGUCAACGACGCCGUGGGCCGCUUUGACAUCAACGUGGACAACCUAUGCUGUUUCCUACCGCAAGAAAAGGUGGCCGACUUUGCUCGGAUGGACCCGCCGAAGCUCCUCGUCGAGACUCAGAGGGCCGCCGGCAACCCCAAUCUCAGCUCUUGGCAUGAACAGCUGAUCGAGCUGGGCGCAGAAUUCCGGGAGGUCCAGGGUCAGCUCGAUCGUGACCAAGAGGAGCAGAAUAAUCUCGAGCAGAGGAACGAGGUCCUCGGUAGGGACGUCGAACGCUACGAGCAGAGAAAGCAGAUCGAGGAAGAGAUUGCUCUAUUGAAUUUGCUGAUCCCCUUUGCGGAGUACCACAAUGCCAAGACAGCCUACAGUGAGGCCAAGGCUGUCAGAAAUGACCGCAAGGCUGACCUGGAAGAGCUUCGGCAGAUCCACGAGCCUCUUCGACUCAAAGUUGAGUCGAUGAAGGCGAAGCGAAGCAAGCUCGAAGGGAAUCGGAUCAAAGCUACCGAGUCACUGAAUAAGGUCAACAAAGACCUGACGUCUGCGGUGAGACAAAUGGAGCAGCUGGAAAGCGAUACGACCGAGCUGCAAGACACCAUGUCCAACCUCAAAGCACGCGAGCAGGAGCACCACAAGCUCAUCAGUAAGCUCAGGGCAGUAGUCGCCGAGCUCGAAGCAAAGGUGGCUGAUGAACCCCAAGAGUACGACUUGAGCGUCUUCGAUCGAGCCCUGCGUGAGAUUCGGCAGGAGAUCCGAGGAGCCGACGAUCGCAGAGGAGAUCUGACUGCCCAGAUCGACGACAUUGGGCUGGAGAACCGGCAGCUUCAAAAUACCCACGAUGAAACCCUGCGGAAACUCCGGCGGCUUGAUGACGUUCGUGCCCGCAAGCUCGAGAUGCUUCACAAAGCUGACGAGCCAGCCUGGAAGGCUGUGCAAUGGCUUCGAGCAAACCAGAAUCUCUUCCAGAAGAAGGUGUUCGAGCCCGUCGUCAUGGAGGUCACUGUGAAAGACAGCAAGUACGCGUCUCAGGUUGAGAGCUGCAUCAAUUGGGCUACCCUUCGGACGUUCGUUUGUCAGACUCGUGCAGACUAUGAUCGGCUGACGAGAGAGCUGGUUGAUAAGCAGAAGCUGAGGAUCAACGUGGCCGAAAUGGAGGGUGGGCGCAACAUGGAGCAAUUUGAGGCGGCAAGGCCUCUCUCUACGGAGCAAAUUCGACAGCUCGGCUUCAAUGCCUACAUCUCGGACAUGGUCGACGGUCCUGAGAGCGUCAUGGCUUACCUCUGCGGUAGUGCAAAUAUCCACACCAUCCCAGUUGCUCUGACGGAUAGCGUGGACGUCAACCAGGUCGAGCAGUCUCGUCAAAUCAAGCGCUACAUCGUGGGCCAUACGAACCACACCAUUCAAUUCUCAGACUACGGCCGAAAGCUGCCCAUCACCCUUUCGAGAGACAUCAAGGCCGCCAGGAGUCUCACACAGAGUGUCAAUACUGCUGAGAAGGAGAAUCUGGAGCGAGUCAUUCAAGAGAUUGCGCAAAAGACCAAGGAUGCAGAGGAGAGCAUUGGCGAGCUGCAGGAGCAGAUCAAGCGCGAAGAGGAGAAGGCUGAUGAUCUCAGAUCGAGGAAAGAGGAUCUGGAUAGGCAAAAGAUGGAUGCGGUGCAGCCUCGCAGAGAUUGGGAGAAGGCGAAGAUUGACCUAGGCAACAAGAAGAGCAGGCUGAAUGCUGAGCACAAUAAGCCAUCACAAGAGGCAGAGCGCAAGCGGCUGAUGGCCGAGGUGCAUCGCAAGACGGACAAGCGCGUCAAGCUAGUGCGGGAUAUGAAGUCGCUUCUGGAAAUUCAGACAAAGCACCGCAUCGACCUCGACGUCGCCACCUUAGUUGAGGUGCAGCACCAGGUCAACUACCAAGCCUGGAAGGACCUCUACACUUCCAAACUCGGCGAAUUCAAGGAGGCAGAGCGCGCCCUCAAAGAGGCUCUUGAGGAAUUCGCCGCGAGCAAGCAGUUGGCUACGCAGAUGCAGAACCGGGCUCAGGCGAAGCACGACGAUGCGCCGUAUGAGAUCCAGCAGAAGUUCCACCGUCGUCAAGAGGAGAUGGGGGAUGAGACGUCUAUGAAUCUUGCCGAGCUCGAGGGAGAGCUGGCUACGCUGCAGGGCUCUUUGGACCUGUCUACAGGUGUGGCACCAGGUGUGAUUGAAGCAUUCAAGAAGCGCGCCGAGCUCAUUGCUGAGCUGGGCGACUCGAUUGCAAAUCAACGUCGCGAGGUUGCUCGACGCGAGACGAAGAUCGAACGCAUCAAAUCGCAAUGGCUCCCCGCACUUCAAGCCCUUGGAGCCAAGGUCAGCGAAAAGUUCUCUGCCGCCUUUGACCGUAUCGGCUGUGCGGGCGAGAUUCGCAUUUCGGAGCAAGGCGACCACUAUGAAAAGUGGGGAAUGGACAUCCUCGUCAAGUUCCGAGAUACGGAGCAGCUGCAGCUCCUGACGGGGCAGAGGCAAUCAGGUGGGGAGCGUUCCCUGUCUACCAUCCUCUACCUAAUGUCCCUCACCGAACUCUCCCGCUCUCCCUUUUCCCUCGUGGAUGAGAUCAACCAAGGGAUGGACCAAAGAGCAGAACGAGCCGUACAUGAUCAAAUGGUUCAAGUCACCUGUCGAGCCAAUGCCUCGCAGUAUUUCCUCAUCACACCAAAAUUGCUACCAGACUUGAGAUAUCAUGAGAGGAUGAAGGUGCUCAUCAUCAAUAAUGGUGAAUGGCUGCCAGAGAGGAUUGAUCUGGCCCGCUUUGCAAAGAGGAGGUUGGCGCAGAGGAGUGGUGGUAGUGCGGGUGCUGGGGGUGCUGGAGGGGGAGCAUCCCAGGGGAGGGCGAUUGCCGCUGCUUAG
Microstroma glucosiphilum is the source of this 3714-nucleotide messenger RNA. Its product is annotated as P-loop containing nucleoside triphosphate hydrolase protein. The coding region runs from base 1 to 3714 and encodes 1237 amino acids. Gene Ontology annotation, biological process: double-strand break repair via homologous recombination. Gene Ontology annotation, cellular component: Smc5-Smc6 complex. Gene Ontology annotation, molecular function: ATP binding; ATP hydrolysis activity. The transcript has 3 exons. NCBI's taxonomy places the organism in Eukaryota, Fungi, Basidiomycota, Exobasidiomycetes, Microstromatales, Microstromataceae. The record is from RefSeq and is a predicted model, not a curated record.